This is a messenger RNA of Morchella sextelata, 357 nucleotides long. RefSeq lists its product as uncharacterized. Bases 1 to 357 code for a protein of 118 amino acids. The record is from RefSeq and is a predicted model, not a curated record. NCBI's taxonomy places the organism in Eukaryota, Fungi, Ascomycota, Pezizomycetes, Pezizales, Morchellaceae. The transcript has a single exon.
AUGUCUGAUCGUGACAUGUGUUUGCCGGUGGGCCUAAUUGGCUGGUCGCAGGACUCGGUUUCAGGGUCGUUCGGUAACGGCCAGGACAUCCGAAUAGCAAUCGAGGCGCUGAGGAGCCUAACCAAUGAUCAGCGGAGAGCGGUGAUUGCUACAUAUGACCCCCUUCGUGUAGUGGAAUUCCGUGAUCAAGGCUGGAUCACACUGGAUAACCGUCUCCUCUAUAUAUUCAGAGCCCUUCUAUUGCCGGAAACGUCGAUUUCAGUAAGGCUAGCAACAACCGAAGAAGCUAAGGAAUUUAGGAAGAAGCUGACCACUGAGGGGGCAACAAUUGUUCUUCGAUCUAAUCGACAUUCCUGA